CUCAUUGUUUGUUUUGUUUGCUAAACAAGAAUGAUCAAUGGUCCAGUGACUUGUGCGGGUUGCGGGCUCUAAAAAAAUAUAGAAAAAACAACAACAACAGCAGCAACAACUACAACAUUAACCACAACAAGAAGUGUAGAAAAUGUUGCAAAUGAGAUUCGUGUAUUUGUUUAUCUGCACCUUUCUGCUUUUGGGCAGCCAAAAAACAGAUGGAUUUAUAAUCCGACUAAUUACUGAAACACUGCAAAAUAAUGUGGCAGGUGAACCUGUAACUCAUGAGCGCACAAAUUGGGACUUUGAUCCGGAGGCGGCAAAGAGAGCACGUGCCAUAUACUACGAGAAAAAUGGCUUUCGUUCGGCGAAAUUCAUAGAGCGUCUGGGAAUCGGACUCGAUGGGCAACAUGAGCAGCGUCGUCUGGAGCAGCAGGAACGGGAUGUGGGACGUCUGAAUGGGGAACACUUUAUCAACUAUCCAGCUUAGUUUCUACAUAUUCUCAUAAAGGAGUGGGUAGGAUAAAUCCUAGUUGCAUAUCUAGCGCAUUGUCAUCAUUUUAAUUUGC
Messenger RNA from Drosophila innubila, 560 nucleotides. RefSeq lists its product as uncharacterized. Bases 143 to 481 code for a protein of 112 amino acids. Lineage: Eukaryota; Metazoa; Arthropoda; Insecta; Diptera; Drosophilidae. The transcript has 4 exons. The record is from RefSeq and is a predicted model, not a curated record.